AGAUUUUCCGCCUCAAGAAUGGCUUCAGCUCGGUCAUAGGAGCUGAGAAGAGUUCGUGUGCAGGAUCAGGAUUAGGCGAUUCCGACCGACGGUACUCACAGAUCGUAUCAUAAUGGCGUAACACCCAUUGUCACCAAAAGUUAGAAGCUCAAAUUAGGACAGCGAACUUGUGGACCUUUGUUCUCUUUCGGCAGCCAAAUUUGGAUUCUGCGCAGAGUGGAGCUCGACGGAGUAAAGUAACUGGAAGGGAAGGGGAAGGGAGGGGGAGCCAGCGGACACGACUUCCCGGACUCUGUGGUGCACAUCAGCCUCCCUGUCCAGUCAUUGGGCUCGAUAGGAUAUACUGCAACUCUCACUCCCGCGUCCCUGUGUGGCAUUACCGAACUGCUCGAGGAAUCGGCAAGUCCCGACCUCUUGAAGAUAUGCAGCUGGAAUCUUCGGUAAGAAUUGCAGGGAACCUGUCAUGAGUGAACUCGUGCACCUCUCACCGCGGUUUGCGAACAAUUCCUCGUAGACAUCUCUCGUCCCGUCCGCUGUGAAUGUAGCAGAGAACCACACACACCCGGGGCUGGUCUGGGCUACGGUUCGAGUGACAAUUCCCAGCGGAGCUAGCCGAGGGAGUUGAGGGAGCAAAAUGCAAUCUUUGGCGGGGCUUCCGUGUUCUGCCGCUCUCCUCCGCUCUUCGGUUUGUCCCUCGUGCAGCCGAAUCGGCUCCAGCGCUGCAUCUUCGCGAGCUUCUCAACCUUCUCAAUCUUUCCAAUCGCAUUCCUCCUCCGGCCUCCCCUGCAGGACAUGGAGAAAUCUUCAAUCCGAUGCCCCGAGGAGGACUCGCGCUCGAGCAUCGGGCAAUGACGAGCAGCAAAAUUCGGCCGUGACCACGUCCUCCGAGGACGAGAAGGAGGAAUUGGCCGCGAAGCUGGCAGCGGCCGAGGCCGAGGCCGAGGCUCUGAAGAGGGAGCUGGCGCUGCGGCGAGCGGGGUCCAAGGAUGGCGACCUGGCCAAGCUGAAGCCGGCGACUCCCGAGAAGCGAAUCGACGGGACUGGAUUCAGAGAAACCAUGUUCUCGGUGCCCGGGCAGGACCAGAAGCAGCCGGGCAAGAAGUGGGGGCUCACGGAGGCCGAGCUCUUCCUGUCCAAAGGGGCGCCGACUGAGGGCAUGGGCCUGCAGGGCGAGGCGAUGGCCGAGGGCGCCGAGAAAGUGGUCACCAGGCGCUUGAUCGGCGGAAUCGGGCUCGCCGUCGUCGCCCUGGGCCUGGCCUCCGUGAAGCUCCCGGCCAUUCUCAGCAGGCCAUCGAAGCCGCUCUUCUUCUACCUCACCUACAUUCUGCGGCUCAAGGAGACAUUGGAGACUCUGGAGGCCACGGGCUCUGAUGCCAAGGUCGUGGAGGCGCAGCUGGCGCGAGCCUACGGAUCGUCCGACGAGCUGAAGGACAAUUUCUUGAGCGCGGCCGCGCUUCUGGAAGCGGGCGACGUCGACCGGGGCACGAAGCUCUGCUACGACGUUUUCGAGUUCUUGUUCCAAGCGAAUUCCAGCAAGUACUUCGAUGAUUUCGGCCAGCCCACUCCCGCCCAGCAGGCCGAGUUCCUCAAAUUCAGCCUGCAGUCGAUUCAAGCUGCGCGAUCCAAGAUUCAGGAGUUUUUACGGCUCGUCCCCGCCGAUGCCUUGGACGCUGCCAAAUUACAGCUCUCUCGAUAAAUUUGUACUCUAAUCAUCAUUUUUGUGAAUUAAAAAGCCCCAUUUUCUUCGAGAAUCGAAGAUUCCGCUUUCUCUGAAUUCUUCCGAGUAUCGUCUUUCUUGGAGGCCUGAUUCGGGCUUGAUCUCGUUCCUGAGCCAUGCGUCUCGAGGAAGUCCUGUCCUCUGAGUUAAACGUGUUGUUGCUGUACUCCGUUGCCUUGGCCUCCAUCCGUAGCGACCAUAGAUUGCUUGUUCUUUUCGUUCUGCAAGGAGGAAUGUUAUCCAAUUAUAUCAGUUUCACACUGGGCAAGCAAACUUAUCAGAGUUUUCCGGAAUUUUUUCGGAAUUUUUCUUUCGUUGAGGCAUCCGACUGAAGAGCUUGCCAGAAAAAUUUGCUGUAUCUCUUAUUUUUAAAUUGCCAUUGCACACCAUUGCAGCAUUGCUACUUAUCAACUCUGACCGGCGGACAUUUUCUCCUAAUGAAAAAUGGAGAAUGUUACGUUCAUACCAAUAUACAAUACUAUUCAAGCCAGAUUCUGAGUUCUUCCAGACUCCGGAAGACGUUCUGAUCUCGGCGUCUCUGAGUCUGCUCAGUUGUGUCCAGAAUCUUCAAUACUGGAGGGCUGAAGGUCAAAGUUGUUGCGAAUCACUGCCUCCUGAAUACAGGGCAGCGUCGAUGAUCAGCCACAAGGCUGAGUCGUGAGCCUUUUAAUGGAUUUAGGUACAAUGUCAGGAUAUGAAAAUUAAGACGAUAGAAGGAAUGUAGACCGAAAAAAGAUUUCAAAAGUAAAAUUGAAAUCAAGAAUGUUUAUCACCAUGUUGGCAAGCACAUCUUUUCGGAAAUAAAAUGGGAUAAUACAUUUGGAAAAGUCGCU
This is a messenger RNA of Marchantia polymorpha subsp. ruderalis, 2550 nucleotides long. The record is from the annotation of a GenBank genome assembly. NCBI's taxonomy places the organism in Eukaryota, Viridiplantae, Streptophyta, Marchantiopsida, Marchantiales, Marchantiaceae.